AUGGGAGAGACUCUGGAGAUGAGGUCCUACUUCAUCAGAUGUGUUCCUGAAGGCAACAUUCCCUACAGAGAAGGUGUGAAGCCGGAAACAUUUCAGGCACGUGACAACAUUUCAAACUUCAUCUCCUGGACAAGACAUCUGGGUAUCCCAGAAGUACUCAGCUUUGAGACAGAUGAUCUUGUCUUAAGGAAAAAUGAGAAAAGUGUCAUCCUGUGCUUACUGGAAGUUGCUAGGGUGGGGGCAAAGCUGGGGAUGCUAGCACCGACACUUGUUCAGAUGGAGGAGGAGAUUGACGCUGAGUUAGCAGGCGAAGAGCCACUGCCGAGGGCUCAGAUUCAAACCUGUGAUCUGAGAUCUCUGGAUGAGAGGGUUCGUGAUCUCAUUAGUCGGUGCACAUGCCCUGUUCAGUUCCCCAUGAUCAAGGUCAGUGAUGGUAAAUACAAGAUCGGGGAUACCAAGAGUUUGAUUUUUGUCAGAAUCCUUCGUAAUCAUGUGAUGGUCAGGGUAGGAGGAGGCUGGGACACUCUAGAAAACUAUCUCAACAAACAUGAUCCCUGUCAGUGCAACUACAGAG
Molecule: messenger RNA, 574 nt
Organism: Candidula unifasciata
Lineage: Eukaryota; Metazoa; Mollusca; Gastropoda; Stylommatophora; Geomitridae
Source: the annotation of a GenBank genome assembly